Musa acuminata subsp. malaccensis (wild Malaysian banana) is the source of this 2085-nucleotide messenger RNA. Lineage: Eukaryota; Viridiplantae; Streptophyta; Magnoliopsida; Zingiberales; Musaceae. The record is from RefSeq and is a predicted model, not a curated record.
AGGGGUUUGUUUGACUCAACCGGGUACCAACUUCGUCGCUCCGCUGUGCGAGUCCUUGCAGAAACCCUGGAAGAGGGGCAAAGGAACUCGAGUGAUCGCGUGCCUGCUUCUUCGAUUCUCUCGUAAUUCGUGCGUUUUCGGAGUCGCUAAUGGAGGAGGAAGAGAUCCAGAAAGCGGUGGCCGCUUACCUGAGGAAGAAGGGCUUCACGAAUACAGAGCUCGCCCUUCAGGAAGAGCAGAAUCGCGUCUCCUUUUCUUCCAACUCCGAUCACUCAGUAUCCAGAUUAGAGAAUGGUCCAGUACGAUAUAGUGAUGGUUAUAGCAAGCUACGCUUGUGGGCCUACAGUUCACUGGACUUGUACAAGCAUGAGCUGCUUCGUGUGCUUUUUCCAGUUUACAUACACUGUUUCAUGGAUCUUGUGGCAGGAGGACAUGUACAUGAAGCUCGAAAUUUUUUCCACACAUUCCGUGAAGAUCAUGAAUCAAUGCAUUUAAGGGACCUUCAGAAACUCGAAGGAAUCCUUUCUCCCUUACAUUUGGAGGAGAUCGAAUUGUCUCGUUCUUUUAGGCAGAACAAAUUCAAAAUAAAAAUGUGUGAGUAUUCGUAUGACCUCCUUCUGCAGUACCUUCAGAAAACACAAUCUUUUACCAUGCGUGGGGUAAUCAAUGAACAUAUUGAUUUUGAAGUUUCUCCUGGACAGCCAACCUCGAGUUCUGGUGAUGCAGACUUUGUGACCAUAGAAGGGAGAAAUAACGAUCUGGUUAGACAGAUAAAUCAGAAAGAAAUACACUGGGGGGUGCUUGAGGACUCUUUAGAACAGCAUUUGGAGAGGCCAGUUUCAGAUUCUGAGAAGGCUGAGAGCGCAAACAAAGAAGUGAAUCCUGAGGAUAACAAGAAGAGGCCACUUGAUGGAGGAAAGCAGGGUAUUCCUGUCAAAAUGGUUAAAAAGGACAAACUCGUCAACAUGGUGGGGAAAAAUGUUCGCUCAGAGACGAGUGCAGUGUCCGUGGCCCCACGUGUGAAACCAGAGCUAACUCUUCCUACAACGCUUGUGGAAGUUGAACAGGCCAUUCUGGAGGACCUACGCAGUCGAGUACAAUUAAAUAGCUUGGCACUGCCAUCUAUUAGCUUCUAUACCUUCGUAAACACUUGUAACAGGUUAAAUUGUUCAUCUAUAUCUCAAGAUGGCUCAUUAGUUGCCGGUGGAUUUUCAGAUUCAUCCCUGAAGGUCUGGGACAUUUCAAAGAUUGGCCAAUUAGUAAAAUCCUUUUUUGUGGAGCAGUUCAGUCCUGUUGGCCAUUAUUUUGCUAGUUCUUCACAUGAUCGGACAGCUAGAAUUUGGUCAAUGGAGAGAAUCCAACCCCUAAGGAUAAUGGCUGGACAUCUUUCUGAUGUUGAUUGUGUUCAAUGGCAUGCAAAUUGUAAUUAUAUUGCAACUGGUUCGAGCGACAAAACAGUCAGAUUAUGGGAUGUACAAAGUGGGGAGUGUGUACGCAUUUUCAUUGGUCACAGGAGUAUGAUAUUGUCAUUGGCAAUGUCUCCUGAUGGGCGUUAUAUGGCUUCUGGUGAUGAAGAUGGUACAAUAAUGAUGUGGGAUCUCUCAAGUGGUCGUUGUGUUUCACCAUUAGUAGGACACAGCUCUUGUGUUUGGACACUUGCUUUCAGUUGUGAAGGGACACUACUUGCUUCUGGGUCUGCUGACUGCACCAUAAAAUUAUGGGAUGUCACGGCCAGCACGAGGGCAUCAAGGAUGGAGAGCAAAUCUAGCAGCUCAAACCGUUUGCGGCUGUUAAAAGCUCUCCCUACCAAAUCUACUCCUGUUUAUACAUUACAGUUCUCUAGAAGGAAUCUUCUGUUUGCAGCUGGAGCACUGUCAAAAUGCUCAUGACGAUUGCUGUUCUCAGCUGCAGGUGCGCAAACAUGCACGGGACAUCUUACCAUGACUCCUAAUCAAUGCCCUUAAACCAUCUUAGUUGGUAAAAGGGCUGCUAUUUAUGAAACUCUAGGUUCUGAGUAUUUAUAUUAGCUAUGUAUCAGAAAUAUGUUCCAUUCUAGAGUGCUAAUUUUACCUGUUGAUGAAUGAA